AACUGCAGUUACACACGCCUCUGUGUCUCAGACGCGCGUCUGCGCUCCACGCGUCCAAACGAACGCGCACAACUUUACGCGCCGCGCAGCAGGACAGCUGGACACUUAAAUACCACGGACUGGAGUGCGUCUCUCUCUGUGUAAGACUCAGAUCGGAGCCAAGCGUCAUGUCUGAACCGUUUAACUGCGAGGGCUGUAAAGAGUCUCUGUAUGGCAGGAAAUACAUCCAGAUGGACGAUGUACCACACUGUAUCCCAUGUUACGACCGUCUGUAUGCUAACACCUGUCAUGAGUGCAAAGAGCUCAUCGGACACAACUCACGGGAGCUGUUUUAUGAGGACAGGCACUAUCAUGAAAACUGUUUCUGCUGCUCGCGCUGUAGACGUUCACUGGCCGACGAGCCGUUCACCUGUCAGGAAGAUGCUUUGGUGUGUAAUGACUGUUACUGCAACGAGUUUUCCUCAAAAUGUGUGGCCUGUGGCAAGACUGUGAUGCCAGGCUCUAAGCGGUUAGAGUAUGGGGGAAGUGCCUGGCAUGAGGAAUGUUUUGUUUGUUGUGGUUGUAAGGAGCCCAUCGGUGCCCAGGCCUUCAUCCCAGAUAAGGGCGACUACUACUGCAUGCCCUGCUACGAGGGACGAUUCGCCCCACGCUGCGCACACUGCAAACAGGCGUUGGUUCAGGAUGGCGUUACGUACAGAGACGAGCCCUGGCAUAAAGAGUGUUUCCUGUGUACUGGCUGUAAAGGCCAGCUCGCCGGGCAGCCCUUCACCACUCAGGGGCAAGACCCGUACUGCGUCAAAUGCUUUAGGAACCUGUACGCACAAAUAUGCGCCUCCUGCAACAAACCCAUCACAGGUUUUGGAGAAGGGAAGUACGUCUCGUUUGACGAUCGUCAGUGGCAUCAGCCGUGUUUUAAGUGUUCCAAGUGUUCACUGUCUCUGGUCGGGGCUGGAUUCUUCCCUGAUGGAAAAAAGAUUCUCUGCAAAAGCUGCAAUGCCAAAUAACUCACAACUUAUUCCUAGAUGUAUAGCAGUUGUUCAACAAACCUCUGUUUAAAGAGGCCCUAUUAUGCUUUUUGGGAUUUUACCUUUCCUUUAGUGUGUAAUACAGCUGUUUGUGCAUGUAAAAGGUCUGCAAAGUUACAAAGCACAAAGACCAUGCCAAAGGGAGUUACUCUCUCCCACAGACAACACUGCUCCUGAACUGCCUGAAAUGCCUGGUUUGCAGUCCAGACAUUACUUCCGUGACUUAGCUAUGUCACUAUGUAACACAUUUGCAUAAUGCCCGCCUAAGGGCUACUUUAAGCUGAAACUCAGUUAUGGUAAGGGGCGUUACAUUUCUGACACACGCUCUAAGCGGUUGACCAAUCACAACAGACUGGGCCAGCUGACCAAUCAGAGCAGACUGGGCUUCACGGAAAGGGGGGCUUUAAAGAGACAGGAGGUAAAUCAGAGCGUUUCAGACAGAGGGUGAAAAGAGGUGCUGCAGCAAUAUACAGUAUGAGAAAAAUAAUGUGUUUUGAACAUUAAAGCAUGUAAACCUAUUCUAGUAGACCCCCAAAAUACAAUUAUGAACCUGUAAAUGAGCAUAGUAUGGGCUCUUUAACAUAAAUACAUUUAUGAAAUGUUUGACAUGGACUAAUUUAUACAUAAAACAGAUUUACAAAUG
Messenger RNA from Myxocyprinus asiaticus (Chinese sucker), 1668 nucleotides. RefSeq names its product four and a half LIM domains protein 3-like. The transcript has 6 exons. The record is from RefSeq and is a predicted model, not a curated record. Gene Ontology annotation, biological process: actin cytoskeleton organization. NCBI's taxonomy places the organism in Eukaryota, Metazoa, Chordata, Actinopteri, Cypriniformes, Catostomidae. Gene Ontology annotation, cellular component: stress fiber; nucleus; Z disc. The coding region runs from base 168 to 1004 and encodes 278 amino acids. Gene Ontology annotation, molecular function: transcription coregulator activity; actin binding.